CACUCAGUUGUUGAGUCAGUUUAUAGCUGACUAAAUGGACUGCUUGCAGUAGUGUUAACAUAUGGCAUGAAUUACAAACUAAAGAACAUGGCCUCCAGUUCCUUUCACAGCCAUAUUCGUUAUGGACGUAAUUGUGCAAAAAGGAAGAUCCUAUCAUUGUGUAUUUCAUAGUAAUGGUAAAUCAAUAUGGCAGCGGGAACUAGAGUUAGGAACACAUUCUUCCAGGUCCUUUAGCAGGGAUCCGAGUUGUCGUCCUGCAGUAGGAGUGUGACCUUAUCAGAAAAAUCAUUUCUCCUUAUCAGGGGUGGAAAAUUAACGGAAAGGGUUUAUGUAUUAACAGAUUUGUUAUUGAUAUCAGUGGAUUUACUCGGUCUACUUCUGUCUUACAAUGGCUAAUUUCCUGUGACAUUUUGUAUGCAUGGAUAGCAUGUAUUUACAGAUGUCUAACAAGGGCUAUAAACAUACACACCUGGAGGAGGAUGAAGCCUCGGAGAACAGUGUCCCAGGGGCCCUGGACUUUGAGACGGGGGUGGUGGUGAGGAACAACCUAUUUUCCUGGCAGAGGAAGACGCUGCUGGAACGGGUGCUGAUUGUUUUAUGUCUCCUGCUCAUGCUCACCGUCCUCAUCAUGGCCAUCGUCAUGGCAACUCAGAGCUCCAGCAACCAGACCGACACACAAACAUCCAAGCUACAAAAAAUACAGAUUUGUAAAGAAUGUGGGAAGAUCAUUCCAGUCAUUAAAACAAACUACACAAAGAAGUGCCCCACCCCCUCUGCUGUGACCCCUGGUCCAGCCCCUACCUGCCCUGGGCCUCCCUCCGUAUGUUUGACCCCUGCUUGUGUGACUGUUGCGGCCUCUCUAUACAACUCUAUGGACACCACAGCAGACCCCUGCGAGGAUUUUUACCAGUAUGCCUGUGGGGGCUGGGUGGAUAGUCACCCCUUGCCUUCUGGACACUCACGCUGGGGGACAUUUAAUGUGCUCUGGCAGGAAAAUCAGAUUGUGAUGAAAAAAGUCAUAGAAAAGCCAUUAAACAAAACAGCGAGUUUGGCAGAAGUAAAAGCUCAAAAAUACUAUGAAUCUUGCAUGGAUCGCAACAAGACGAUAGAAAAAUUAGGAGGCCAGCCGCUGCAGAAAUUGUUAUCUGGGAUAGGUGCCUGGCCAAAACUUAACGAGACAACACACCUAGACAUCCAGGACUAUGUGGAGAAAAUCAAAGCCUACGGAAUAAAUAUUCUGUUUGCUAUCUGGGUUGGAGUCGAUGACAGAAACUCGUCAGUCAAUAUUCUACAGGUUGAUCAGGGUGGCUUAGGAUUGCCGGAGAGGCAGUAUUAUCUAAACGAAUCGGACAAAAAGGUUUUGAACGCCUACUUGGAGUACAUGACGAAGGUGGGGGUAUUGAUGGGAGGUGAGGAAAACGUCACGAGGAAACACAUGCAGGAUGUGAUAGCUCUUGAGACAGAGCUGGCGAAUAUCACUGUUCCAAGUGAAGACAGACGAGAUGAGGAGAAGAUCUAUCACAAAAUCACCGUGACUGACUUGCAGGGAAUAGCACCGUUUUUGAACUGGACCAAAUUUUUUGGUAAAAUGAUGGCAGUGACAAACAUAACUCUAGCAACUGAUGAACCCAUUGUCUCUUUCUCCUCCGACUUUCUCAGAAAGAUGUCUGCUAUCGUCACAACAAAGUUACAAACAGAGCAGGGCAGAAGGACGUUACAGAAUUAUCUUCUUUGGCACAUUGUCAGUUCUCUGACAUCAUACCUAUCAAAACCAUUCAGGAACGCUAAGAAAAUUCUAACGGAGGCUUUAUCAGGCACCACGGGAGGGGAGGAAUUAUGGCGAUACUGUAUCACAGACACGGACGGGGUGGUGGGAAUGGCUCUGGGGGCGAUGUUUGUCAGAGAGGCCUUCCAAGGGGAAAGCAAGCAAAAGGCUGAGAAAAUGGUCAAUGAAGUGAAAUACGCCUUUAAGAAGAAUCUUCCCAAUUUGUUGUGGAUGGAUGACGAGACGCGGCAGGCAGCCAAGGAAAAGGCAAAUGCAGUGAUUGAUCUCAUUGGUUUCCCAAGUUACAUCAACAAUAAUACACAGCUGAACAAGGAAUACCAAGCUUUGGAGGUCAAAGGAGAUGAAUACUUUCAGAACAACAUCAGGAACAUGUUGUUUGUUGUUAGGAAAGACCUACAGACACUGAGGUCGAAACCCAAGAAAAACCAAUGGGAUAUGACCCCGCCCACAGUGAAUGCAUAUUACACACCCACCAAGAAUGAGAUCGUUUUUCCAGCAGGAAUCUUGCAGGCUCCAUUUUAUGAAAUUGACUACCCAAAAUCGUUGAAUUUUGGUGCCAUGGGAGUUGUGAUGGGCCAUGAACUGACACAUGGAUUCGAUGACCAGGGAAGAGAAUAUGAUAAAUAUGGCAACCUCCAUUCCUGGUGGAACAACCAGUCCAUCGUCAACUUCCAGAACAGGACUCAGUGUAUCGUAGACCAGUAUUCACAAUACAAACUGGGCAAUAAUUACGUUAAAGGAAAGCAGACUCUGGGGGAAAAUAUUGCUGACAAUGGAGGACUGAAAGCUGCCUAUCAUGCGUUCGAGUACUGGCUGAAACAGAACGCAGAAGAACAGCCUCUUCCAGCUCUCAAUCUCACACACAAACAGCUGUUUUUUCUGGGAUUUGCACAAGUGUGGUGCUCCACAAGUACCGCAGAAGCUGACCAUUUACAGAUUCUUACUGACCCUCAUAGUCCAGCCAUCUACAGAGUAAUAGGAACUUUGUCCAACUCUAAGGAGUUUGCGGAGCAGUAUAAUUGUCCAGUGAAUUCCAAAAUGAAUCCCCAGAAGAAAUGUGAAGUGUGGUAGACCUAAUAAAUGUUGGAAUCUUCAAAAGGAAUGCAAUCUCUAUAGAGCACAAUUUUUUUUAUUGGUUAAAAGCAAACACUUUUGUAUUUAAUAUGAAAUCCAAAGGACAAAUCACAUCAUCGACAUGUCUCUGAAGUCUCCUGAGUAACAUCGGGGGGGGGGGGGGGGGGGGGGGGUGUCUUCCUGUGGUCCUUGACCUUCAGUUCUCAGUAAAUUAGCUUUUCAACUUUUCUCCAGAAUCUACUCAGCCAGUGUUUUUGCUGAAAUUGGUUUGCAGUAUCUACUAGAGCAAGCCAGAAUAAGAAAAACAAUCACUAAAUGUGAAAGUCCUCGCCACCUUGGGAACGAAGGAAUGGGAUUAGUUAAAACCUAGAAAAAAUAGUUCAGUUUUAAAACUGGUAUGUAGAGGGUUGGAGCCUCAGGGUGAAAUGAAGAAGACAGUCAUGUGACAUGUUUGAAUGACCUUGCAAUAUAAUGAAUGAUGUCACAGAGCAUGAUGUGUGUUUGCAGAAAUCCAAUGGUAUUCAGUUUGACUUUGAAAGUUUAAUUUUUUACUUUAUCAACAUGCAACAUUUCUAAUUUAAGUUUUACAUUGAGUGAUAUAAAGUUGACUGUUAAAGCUCUUAGGCCUCUUGUUUGUUUUUGUUCUUUGUUUCUUGUAAUAUUGCUCAUGCUUUUGAGGAACAAAUAUGAGUGAAUUAUAUUCUUUAUUUUUUUUAUGUUAUGAUAUUUUGAUUUUUUUAUUUAAAAAAUUAUAAUGAACAAUGUAUUUUGAACAGAGUACUUGGUCCCUGAAAAUUGGUACAGUUUCGAAUUAAUCAUCUCGUACAUUUUAUAUUUAUUUACUGGCAUUAUUUUAUAAUCAUUUGCAUGAUAAAAAUUGUUAUUCCAUGCAUUGUUGAUCCAGGAGUUUAUUUGGGUAUUCUAUACUAAAAUAUGUCACUGUCUUGUCAUCAACAGAAAAGGCUAUCAAAUCUAUAAUAGGUUGCUAGAGUACCUAUGUAUCUAUGUAAAUCUAUAAUAGGUUGCUAGAGUACAAAAAUCUAUGUAAAUCUAUAAUAGGUUGCUAGAGUACAAAAAUCUAUGUUCAGAAAUAGUGUUUGACAUGAUCUUUGGAUAUUGUUUUACAGAUAUAAUUAUAUCAGUAAAAUAAAAAAUAAAAAUAUUGCAUGGAAAUGACACAUAGAAAAUGUAAUUUACAUGUGAAUGCACACAGCAUCAUGGACAGAAAUUGCAAAGCUUAAGAUUAUUUAAAACUUGCCAAUUAUUUUUAUGUAUUUGUUGAUGAUUUGAUAUCAGUCUGUUUUUGUUGACGUGUUUGGGCAUAGAUUUUCUUAAUGUGGUAUAUAUCUAGUCAAAUAUUGAAUUCCAUACCAAGUAGUGGAUCACCAUGGUUUCUCAUGUUCUAUAUUCCUAUUCGUGUGAUAAGCUUUCAUGUCGAAUCUCAAAUUAUUAUUUACGUGUGUACAUGUACAAGUAGCAAACUGCUUUAUAGUGCGUAUGUCCCAUUUACCUUGUUGAUAUAUUUAGUUAUCAAAGAGGCACAAAACAUUUUUCAAUUUUAUAUUAAAUUUGUAAAUUUUACAAAAAUCACCACUUGUGUGAAUUGAAUAUUUCAUGCACAAAGCAAUAUUAAUUCACUAUCAUUUAGAUUUUGAUAUUUUGGACCUUUCCACACUUUGUUUCAAAAUGAUGACGUUGCAAUGCUAUAUAUACAUGCUAAUCAUUAAUACAUGUACAUGUUUUCCACAAAUUUUAUAGUACUGUCCAUUUAUAUAUAAGUAUAAAACAUGUUUUGAAACAUUUGUAUUCAGACACUUUUCAUUCUGUUAACUGAUGUGUUCAGGUUAUAAUUGCUUAAAGAACUGUUUGUGAAAAAAAUAUUUUUGAACAAUAUUUAAGAGUCUCAAAUCAAAUUAAAGAUCAAAAUAUUCAUAAAACAAACUUGUUUUUUGGUGCCAAAGGGGAAAGAAAGAACAAUUUACUUAUCUCACAUUUAGUGAUGUGUGGCUUAAAAUUUCUAUGUGCAUGUCAACAAGUUUUAAUGGGUACCUAUAUCAACAUUAUUCAUGAGAUAUGAUAUUAUAUUAUAAUGAGAUGGAACAUGACAUAAUUUAAAGGUGAAAUUUAUAUAUAUAUACACACUGUAUAUAGGUAGUUGACAACAUUAAAACAGUACAUUUUAUUUUUAAAAAUCAAUCGCGAUACAGUCAGUUAUUGAUCUUUAAUGACCCAUCCGAUUUGAUGAUGCACAGUCACAUGCACACCCCACCCCCUUUAAAAUGAUUAGAUAUUUGAGAAUUAUUAUUAUUAUUUCUGAGUUGUUGAUUUUUUUUAUUUCCUGUAUUAUCUAUUGAUGUUUCACAAACUGAUUGUCACAUUAAAGAAAAUGUAUUAUGUAUCUACCAAAAUUUGAAUCACUGUAUUGAAGAAUUUUAACAGUUGAACAUAGUAGUGGCUUAAUAAUUUUGAAUUAUAAUACUUUCGUCAUUUUGAAUUCUAGUACUUUACCUACAUGUAUUUAAAGUUGAUCGAUCCUCAUGUGAUGUCAUAAGUUUUUGCAAAAAUCUUUUUAAUCUAAACUUUGUGCAUGAUAGAAAUAUAUCUUUCUGAGGAAUUUUAUUCACUGCAUAAAAUAAAAGAUUUAAUGAACUAUUUAUACUUAAAAGGUUUAUAUUUUCCAUAGAAAAUCAAUUAUUUAUAAUUUUAAAAUGUUGUCAAGGGCAAUAACUCCUAUGCUGGUAUUUUUUCUACUGCAUGUCUAUUAUACACAAUUUCUCCAAUAUCCACAAUUGAUUUAUACAAAUUAAUGAAUUAACAGUUUUCUUAAACUGUUGACAUUUAAAAUUUGUCAUAUCAACAAUUUUUUAUCUAUUUUAAUUAUUCUGUGUAACGAAAAUGGGUGAUUUUCUGAUAUUAACAUAUACUUCAGUUUUUGUAUGUCCGACAUCUUUAAAAAGGUGGCAACAUACACAUUUUUCUUCGGUUAUCAAUCAAAUUUAACAAUAUUGAGUGGAAAUUAAACAGUUUUUCCACUUUCAACCAUCAAUAUUAAUAAGUCACACGGGGAUCGAUCCACCUUAAAAGUGUAUAGGAAUUGACUUUAGUAUGACACAGUCAGCAUUGUUAAGUUCUCAUACAUGUAUAAAAUUACAUGUAUCUCAUUCAAGUGUAAACAACGGUAAAUAUGACGCAGUCAUUAGCGGGAUCACAUUGUACAUAGUUGUUGAUCAUUGGUCCUCAGUAAAACAUUUACUGUAUAUACAUGUCCUCAGUCAUUAUGUGUAUUUUGUGAUGAGUAUUUAAUAUUGUAUUGAAAUCCAUGGUUAUUGUGACUGUGAUUGAAGUUAAAAUAAACUGAUAUUUAAUUUU
Molecule: messenger RNA, 6229 nt
Organism: Ostrea edulis (European flat oyster)
Lineage: Eukaryota; Metazoa; Mollusca; Bivalvia; Ostreida; Ostreidae
Product: endothelin-converting enzyme homolog
Exons: 20
Coding region: 419-2857 (812 amino acids)
Biological process (GO): protein processing
Cellular component (GO): plasma membrane
Molecular function (GO): metalloendopeptidase activity
Source: RefSeq, a predicted model, not a curated record